UUGUAAAUGUUGUAGAAUUUCUGUCGAUCUGCUGUGUAUGACAUUGUAUGCGAUCACAUUGCGUACAUGUUCAGUUCGUGUUUGUAUAUACCAGUCUAAACGCUUAUAAUUCAAGAAUAGGGCCUAUACUAAUUCAGCGAAAGCAUUGGUCUUUACAUGGAUUUGUUCCUUCCUGUCCUGACGGUGGAUAGGCCUAUGCUGGCCAACUACUGCAAUAUAGGCUUCCUCACAUGCUUGGACGUUCUUCGUCACACUGACCUCAGAAGGCUGUACCAUUCCGAGUUACCAUCAAUUUUGCUGGAGUCCGUUUGACUUCUCGUAGAGAUUUCCAGAGAGACUUUCUUUGGUCGGACACUCUUUGCUGAUCCUUGAGAACACGCGAAAGAGAAAGGGCCAAGCUACCAUCAAUUUUUCUGGAGACCUAUAUGCUACUGAAAGAUUGACAGGGGCAGCUCUUUUUGGCCGGACACUUGUAGCCGGUCCUGAGACGACAGAGGAGUCCGUGGCGCGGCAGUGGUCAUGUUUGCUGACGGUGGGGCGGAGGAUCCCUGGGGAAGGAGCGGAGACCCCUGGGCGAAGCGAGAGGCAUCGCGGCGAAGAACUCUCAAACGAUACUAUGACAAACGAAACAGAGAUGAAGAUGAUGAUGGUCCAACAGAAUCAGAAAUCCGCAAACCCGUACCGAGGCCGGAACGCGUGUACGACGACGCUAAGAAGGCCGAGGCAAUGAAGGAAGCCUUCUAUCAACUUGCUGGCGAAGACAAAGUGAUUGACGCUUAUGAGCUCAAGGCCAUUCUCAAUGCAGCAUUUAAAAAAGACUUUCCGUUCGACGGCUUCAGUAAUGAGCACUGUCGGAGUUUGGUCGCCUUGAUGGACGUGGACGAAUCUGGUGCUUUGGAUGUGGACGAGUUUAUAGCGCUCUGGGACCAUCUCAAGAAGUGGAAGGGGUAUUUCGAGGUCUAUGAUAUCGACAGCAGUGGCAAUAUGAGUGCGUAUGAAUUGAAGAAUGCUUUACGUGACCUUGGUUUUUAUCUCAGUGGUCAUAUAUUAAAGUUGAUAAUCAUGAGAUAUCGGCGACGGAACAGCAACGUCGAGUUUGAUGACUUUAUUCUCCUCUGCUGCAGAUUGCAAUCAACAUUUGACACAAUAGAAGCCAUGAAAAAUGCAGAGGGGAAAGUUGAAAUGGACUACGAUCUGUUUAUGAAAACAGCGCUGUUCAUGUGAAGACAUCCCACCAUUGCCGAGGAUCAAGACGACGUUUCAGUAUUAUGAAAAUAAGUUAUUAGAAAUAUAUUUUUGUAUUAUCCGUCACACCGUCCAAAUGUUUCGUACGGCAAUACUCCACCUGAGAGUUCACGCCUUGGUGUGUGCUCCUCCACAGGCAUCGGACGUGUUCAUAUAAACAAUGAUACUGUUAAACUAUUGGCUCAAGUCAAAUGCCUGUGGAAAUCGACAGCAGGUUGCAUAACACGAUUUAGUAGUGUAGAUAGAUGUACAUCGUAGUGAGGCAGUCACCCAAUCAGCAGACUCGGAAGAUUAUUUAGUAAAUCGCCUCGUUUUCGAAAUUUGUUCCGAGCAUUUUUCAUUGCAUACAGUGUACAGUGUAUAUGCAUUACACGUGGAAACGACGCCGGCAAUACUGUCCGAGAGAAUAUACUUCUUUCACCAGUCUCCUUCAUUCACUCCCGCGGUUGGGGUCGAGGUUACCUGGACUAUGCUUCCCGAAAUUGGUGGCUUGCAUUGGAACUAACUUUUUCCCCUUGUCCGUCAUUAAAGGCAUUCAAGUGUAUUUGUCAA
Molecule: messenger RNA, 1797 nt
Organism: Lineus longissimus
Lineage: Eukaryota; Metazoa; Nemertea; Pilidiophora; Heteronemertea; Lineidae
Product: calpain-3-like
Exons: 8
Coding region: 520-1224 (234 amino acids)
Molecular function (GO): calcium ion binding
Source: RefSeq, a predicted model, not a curated record